UUGGAAUCCGUCGACCAGGGUUACUGCUACAUCGAGCUAAACAGGCACCAUGUGUGCGAAGCGUUCGUCGGCAUGUGCUGCAUGGUGUGCCCCGAAAACUGCAACAGGCAGGCACUGCGAGCGCUGGUGACGGACGUUCGCAGAGAUUUCGACGGCCGUCAGAUACUGGUCCAUGUCCUGUACGUCGACAAAGGCCGUACCGACGUUGUCGGACUCGAGCGUGUUUACCCCAUCAGCGAGAACGAAGCGCUUGACCCUUGCCAAGCGGUGGCCUGCUGCAUACGCAGGAUAAGGCCAACAUUGGUAAGCUCGUGCUACGACUUGCACGGGCUUAUCGACGACGUGCUCUACUACUAUGAAGCCAUUUUCUACGGCCGCUCUGACAGAGGUAUUUAUGAGAUAGACCUAUUUAUCAACUGUCCCGAAACCCCCACUGGGCCGAAGCGGCUGAAUGUUGCUGAACUACUUGUCUUUAACGGUUACGCCGAAUUCCUGGAUUGUCUCGGCGAUUCCCCUCUUGGGGCUGUACAACUGGCAUCCGAUGCGAGCUGUCAUUUGCAGCCUGACGGCGAGGGCGCAAGCGAACAUUCACAGCCCGAGAGUAGAAUCAUCCGCGCCGACGUACCUGACCGAUCUCCUUCUACUCUUUCGGCCUGUACCGAUUCACUGAGCGACACUUCUUCUCACUGCUCAGAAUUGCCAGCACCAGUUGUACCAAACGAAAACACCGUUGACAUUAAGGUUACAUUUAUCUUGACACCAGACCACUGGUAUGGACGACCAACCUCCACUGCGAAAGAACUGUCAGAAAUGCACCGCAUCAUUGAAUCGUGUGGCCAAGUCUUGUGCGCAAAACGGGACAUCAAGAAGGGGUCAUACUACAUCUAUCGUGAUUUGCCGCAUGAAACUGGAACUAGAGUCCGUGUUGAGGAACUGCUGAGGGCUGGAAAAUGCCGGAUAUUUCUGAUUGACUAUGGCAACAGAAAGGCUGUGAAAUCUUCCUGCUUGUUCAGAAUGGACCCAAGACUUUGUUCCGUUGGUCCACUUGCAUUAAGGUUCCAGCUAGUUGACAUUCAGCCAUGGGCAGAAUGGACAGAAGCGGCUGUCAUCCGGUUUGAAGAACUGACAUGCAGUGACAGUUCACUUACAGCAGUCAUUGUGGAAACAAGAACUUCCGAUGAUGAAUUUAAUGACAAAAUUUACUUGGCAAAGCUGCUCAGUGAGACCUAUGGAGACGUGGCCGAGUGUAUGAGCAGGGAAGGUUAUGCAAGGAUGCCGACUGUGAAACACAAAAAGCAGACCGUUGCUCCGAAUGCAAAUCUUGAACUUUCUUCUUUCAAUCCCAUGCAGGAUGACUACAACAACCCUCUCAACAGUUACAAUGUGAACACUGAUGAUCCGGGAGUGGCUGCUUCAAACUUUGUUGCCAAAACAGAGCGCGUCUGCAAGUUCUUUAGCUCACAAGGCUAUUGCAGACAAGGUGCACUGUGUGUUUUCAAGCACAUUGCUGCAGAAGCCAACUCAGCAAUCUUGCAUGUAAAAGAGCCUGUCAAUGAGUGCAUUAGACAUCUGACACCACCCGAACCAGGAAGUCGGCUGUUGGGCCAGAUGUCAGCGUUUGGCAGCCCAAAACAUUUCUCUUUAGUUUUUCCUUAUGGAAGAAAGCCUGUUGAUAGGCUUUUCUCAGAGAGUACGAAUUUCAGCUCAGAGGAGACAUUGGAAACCCUUAUGAAAGACCUCCAAGUCUUUUGCCGUCGUAGCCGCUUCCUGGAAAACAGGCUUUUUGUGAAGUCUGUCGGCGAGUUUGUUGCUGCUAGGUCCAGUGAGGACAGUCUGUGGUACCGAGCACAGGUUGCCUCCCUUGGCGAGGGUGAGCGGCUCAAGGUGUCAUAUGUAGACUUCGGGUUUUCUGAGCGGUUGUCGUUGAAUGAGGUCAGAGCGUUGGACCCACGCUUUACGCACCUGCCCAUUCAGUCACAACAGGCUUCCCUUGUAGACAGUGAAUUGUGCUCCCUGAGCGACGAGACUGACUGGGAUGCAGAAAUGUUCAGAAGCUUCCUGCAAUGUGUCGCUGAUAAAAUUCUUCUUGUUGAAACUGUGUGCUACACGGAAGGUGUUUUGCAUGUCAAGCUCUAUUUCUACAGGGAUAAUGCGGUUUACAAUGUGACUGAUUACAUAAAGGAUCUGCAAGUGCACCCAAGCCAAGAAAAAUAUUAUGCACGCUCUGUCUUUACAAGAAGUAAUGCUCAUUAUACUUAACUAUGCAUUGUUUUGUGAGCUCUGAAGUUCACUGGACUUGUGUGCACAUACUUUUCUGCAUAUUUAUUUUGAACAUUCGUGCGAUUUUGUCAUGGUAUGUCAGUGAUAAUAGUGUCGACAUGCAAUUCUUUGGAAGUUGAUUGCAGUGUGUAUGGGGAAAAUAAAUAUUUUUCUUGGGGGA
Molecule: messenger RNA, 2440 nt
Organism: Dermacentor albipictus
Lineage: Eukaryota; Metazoa; Arthropoda; Arachnida; Ixodida; Ixodidae
Product: tudor domain-containing protein 15-like
Molecular function (GO): metal ion binding
Source: RefSeq, a predicted model, not a curated record